UUCAUUUUCGAACUAGUUUUCCCCAAAAGACAACCAAAAUUUGUUCUGCCCGAGCGCCUUACUUUUAUCCAUUUAAAAUUUUUGUGGAUCCAUUUUCCUGGCGAACUCAAACCGUUCUAAAAUUAGCCGUUUGAUCAGAAAUUUUUUGGGCGGAACCACACGAACGAGAUGCCCGUUUUUCCGAGGAACCUGCAAUCGAUGCGCCACCUGGCCAAGCGCAGUCUAACCGAUGGCCGGCGCUCACUGACCACCAUUUCAUCGGGCCUGGAGAAGGGCCAACCACUGGGGAUCGCGGGCCCGGUUCCCUGGUACAAGGAUUGGCCGAUGCGGGAGGAGAGCUUCGCGGCCGCGCAGCUUCUCCGCCAGAAGCAGCAGAGUCGCCAGUGGAGCAACACCGUCUCCGGCCUGGACUCGGCCAUGUUCCGACCCGUGAUCAAGCCGGAUGAGAUCGUGCCCCGGCGCAACAAUGUGGUGGCCGCCCAGAAUGCGGCCAAGCGGCGGAACGUCAAGUCGCGACAGUUGAGCCACUACGACGACACGAACGCCUACAGGUCGCAGCAGCAGAACUGGGAGGCCCAGCAGCAGCAGGAGGAGGAGGGGGAGCAGCCCGGUCGCGAAACGGAGGCCAAGGGGGAGGACCACGACCACGAGGAGGAUCUGGAGAUCCGCUCCGUCCGGGAGACCGUCUUCGGGCCGCCGGAGGACAACGCGGAGGAGGAGCGGGAGCGAGCCCGCGCCGACGAGGAGCUGCUCAGGCGGGUGGCCAUCGCCUCCCAGCAGUACGAAAGUCCCAAUCGGCCCUCCAUCUCCCGGAAGGUCAUCUCGCCGUACAACUCUUACCGCAGCCACCGCACCCGAUGGGCGGAGUUCCGGCACAGCAUGAUAUACGGCCGGUCGAGCUACUAGACGACGAUGACACCCUCGAUCUCCCCAGACCUCGAUGGGCGUCUCCUUUCUCGGAAAUCGGGUUUUAUUUUCCGACUGAACUCACGUUUUCCUUUGUAUGUAGGGGCUCGCGUAAUUAAAGAAAGAACAAAUAAAUUUAGUCUUCAAAAUUA
Messenger RNA from Drosophila rhopaloa, 1058 nucleotides. RefSeq lists its product as uncharacterized. The transcript has a single exon. The record is from RefSeq and is a predicted model, not a curated record. NCBI's taxonomy places the organism in Eukaryota, Metazoa, Arthropoda, Insecta, Diptera, Drosophilidae. Bases 169 to 906 code for a protein of 245 amino acids.